CUUGCCAGAUUAAGGGCCAUAUCAUUUAUUCUGGGGUUUUUCCCGUCUUCCUCUUUUUCCGUCUUUCUUUAUCAUGGCAGGUCACUGGCUGGGCUCGACAUGUUUUCCGGACUAGAAGAGCUGGUCGCUGACAACAAUAUGCUGGGGAAUGACCUGCAGUUGCCCUGGUUACCCAGCCUUCACACCUUGACGCUCAAUAAGAACCAGCUGACUGACAUCGAGGCGCUGCUGGAGCAGCUGGGGGCGUUGACCCCGGCCCUCCGCUACCUCAGCCUGCUGGGGAACGAGGCCUGUCCCAACGAGCUGGUCAGCCCCGAUAAGGACGAGGACGACUACCAGAGAUACAGAUACUUUGUGCUGUACAAGAUGCCCCAGCUCAAGUUCCUGGACACCCGCAAAGUGACCAGCAGAGAGGUGCUGGAGGCCAAGGCUAGAGGGGCCUUCAUGAGGGUGGUGAAGCCCAAGUCAGACAAAGUAGGCUAACCCUCCUUCUUCUUCACCCUCUAUUAUACUGCCUAAAGCUCGGCCCUUCUGAAGUCCAACCAG
Gadus chalcogrammus (walleye pollock) is the source of this 546-nucleotide messenger RNA. It is a transcript of the gene lrmda, whose product is annotated as leucine rich melanocyte differentiation associated. The record is from RefSeq and is a predicted model, not a curated record. The annotation marks the transcript as partial. Gene Ontology annotation, molecular function: protein binding. Gene Ontology annotation, biological process: melanocyte differentiation. The transcript is spliced from 3 exons. NCBI's taxonomy places the organism in Eukaryota, Metazoa, Chordata, Actinopteri, Gadiformes, Gadidae.